AUGUCCCAAACAGCAGGCACUCUUGACGAGCGCGAGACGCGUCUUGUCGCGAUCGCCAUGCAAUGUCUGAAGAGCGGCGCGCCCGACGUCGACCUCAACAAGUUCGCCGCAAUGGCUGGCUACGCCUCCGCAGCAUCCGCCGGUAAUGCCUGGCGUCCGCUCAAGGACAAGAUCUUCAACACCGCAGCCGUAGAUGGCGCGGUUCCCGCCACUCCGAAGAAGAAGCGCGGUCCUAACAAGCCGAAGAAGGCCGCUGAGAAUGGCGCUGCUGAAGGCGAAGAAGACGCGACUCCCAAGAAAACGCCGAAGCGCAAGGCCGCGCCCAAGGAGAGCGGCGAAGAUGGAGCUAGCCCAAAGAAGCGUGGCAGGAAGCCGACUAUCAAGUCCGAGCCGAAGGUCAAGGAGGAUGAAGAGGAUGAGGAUGCAGAUGCGGAGCUUUCUGGAGGCGUCAAGAAGGAGGAUCAGGACGCUGAUGCUGAUGCUGAAGAAGAGCCUACGGUUUGA
Molecule: messenger RNA, 504 nt
Organism: Coniosporium apollinis CBS 100218
Lineage: Eukaryota; Fungi; Ascomycota; Dothideomycetes
Exons: 3
Coding region: 1-504 (167 amino acids)
Source: RefSeq, a predicted model, not a curated record